Messenger RNA from Fundulus heteroclitus (mummichog), 2260 nucleotides. Its product is annotated as thyrotropin-releasing hormone receptor. The record is from RefSeq and is a predicted model, not a curated record. Gene Ontology annotation, molecular function: thyrotropin-releasing hormone receptor activity. The transcript has 3 exons. Gene Ontology annotation, biological process: phospholipase C-activating G protein-coupled receptor signaling pathway. NCBI's taxonomy places the organism in Eukaryota, Metazoa, Chordata, Actinopteri, Cyprinodontiformes, Fundulidae. Gene Ontology annotation, cellular component: membrane. The coding region runs from base 116 to 1285 and encodes 389 amino acids.
GAGCGCUCCUGCACCUGAGCGCUGCCAUCGUGUCCGAAUGAAAGCUGCUUCUUUCAACUUAUGGGUUCUCACAUUUGAAGACUGACUGAAUUGUUCCUGCUGGAGUGGGAGAAAGAUGGAGAACAACACCACCCUUUUUCAGGAUGUCGCUCGGGUUGUAAAUCUGACGGCGAUGCCUCUGAACUCUGUUGAAGAACAAGUUAUAACCAUAUUUCUGACUACGCUCAUUUGUGGCGUUGGGAUCGCUGGGAAUGUCAUGGUCGUGCUCGUCGUCUUGCGCACCAAACACAUGGUGACGCCAACGAACUGCUACCUGGUGAGCUUGGCGGUCGCAGAUCUCAUCGUUCUCCUGGCUGCGGGCCUGCCGAAUAUCUCAAACGUGGUGGCUUCCUGGAUUUACGGUUACACGGGGUGCCUGUGCAUAACCUACCUUCAGUAUCUGGGCAUCAACGUGUCCUCGUGCUCCAUCACAGCGUUCACCAUUGAACGCUACAUAGCAAUUUGUCACUCCAUAAAGGCACAGUUCUUAUGCACGGUUUCCCGAGCCAAAAGAAUCAUAGCUGGAAUCUGGAUCUUCAUUUCCCUCUACUGUACGAUGUGGUUCUUCUUGGCAGACACUAAAGAAACCGUCUACACCAACGGGGUGGUUGUUACAUGUGCCUACCGUGUCUCGAGGAGCCUCUACAUGCCGAUCUACUUUCUGGACUUCACUCUGUUUUACGUGGUCCCUGUGAUCGUGGCCACGGUGCUGUAUGGGCUCAUCGCAAAGAUUUUGUUCAUGAGUCCUCUGCCGACACAUCUGAACGACCGAGCAGAAGGAGGAUCCGUUCAUCAGGGCCACUGCCACAGCACCAACAAGGCCUGUAAGGGAGCCGUUACUGCAAGAAAACAGAUAACAAAGAUGCUAGCUGUGGUGGUGAUCCUCUUCACGGUGUUGUGGAUGCCUUACCGAACGUUGGUGGUGGUCAACUCCUUCAUCGACCCUCCUUACCACGACACCUGGUUUCUCCUCUUCUGCCGGAUGUGCAUCUACACCAACAGCGCCGUCAACCCCGUCGUCUACAACCUCAUGUCCCAGAAGUUCCGCGUUGCCUUCAAGAAGCUCUGUAGGUGCAGCUGCCGUGGCAGGGAGGCAGAGUACAACGUGCCGAUCUAUUACAGCGUGAUGAAGAGCUCCUCCCAUGGGAGCAACGAGCCGGUCACAGAGCAGGAGGAGCUCAGCGGUCCGACGCCCAGCGGGUUCAACAUGACUGAAGACGAUGCGAGCGGGCUCAGUAGUUCUUAAUGAAAGCAGCAGUGAACCUCUGAGCGUGAAACAUUGUUUAAGCAUAUUCCAUUUGUAAGUUUUCUGUUAUUUUUUUAUGGUUAAAAAGAUGUUUAUGUGUAAAUUAACUGAGUUCAUAUAGCGCUUGUCUUGUCAUACUGACCUCUCAAAGUGCUUUACGCUAGAGCCGCAUUCACAGAUGUGCAGAUGGGUAGGGAACUUGGGGUGAAGUGCCUUGCCCAAAGGGUAGGUAGACAGGUGACAAAAAUUUAAACUACAACUUUUAGAUUCUAAGACAAGUUUGCUAUUAACUGUUUUUAUUUUAAACAUGUAACAACAUAUACAAAUGUUAAAACAGGAACAGGAAAACAAAAUUCUUGUUCUUUAUAUUCGUAUUUCUCAUCAGUGUGUUUAACAUAUUUAUACUGUAAAUACAAAACACUUCUCCAGGCCAAGCUUUGGCGUUUUCUAUAACUGCUUAGAUGGACAAUGUGCCAUUUUAAUAUCUUCUUCAUUUAUGUGUUCAUUUGUGACGCCACCACAGUGGAUCACCAGACACUAUUUCACGCCUACUAUCCUCCUCUGUGACCAAAACCCUCUACGGAUCAUCCUUCACCACUUCCAUCACCUUACCGAUCUAACAUUUUAAGUAAUUUACCUACCCUGAGCUGUCUCUCUGAUUUGCUCAUUUCUAACAAUGUCGCUCUUUUCAUUACUCCUAAUAAAACUCUAACAUCACAGAUCACCUUAUCCAAUGCAACUCUUGCAUUGUUUGCUUCAUUUAAAUAGUUUCUAUUACACAACGCAUGUCGUCUCAAGUCUCACUUUAAGAGAGAAAAUUUAAAAAUAGUAAAUUAAAUCAAAUAAAGAGAUUCCAAGUCAAUUGUAAUUGAUCCUGGUAAUCAAGCAAAGCAUUCUGGGUAAUUAAAAUUCAAGUAUUCAAAUUGGUUAAAAGGUUGGCUGUCUAAAGAACCCCAGCAGAUUGCAUUGAGUCAU